UCAGAAUACGGAAACACAAAGAAUUUCCAAGUCUCAAAGAGCUUUUGAAUUUUGAUCACAAUUUGAGAUCGAUGUGUGUGAAAAUGCAAACCUGGGAGCAGCGUCAUACAGGGCUUCUCGUGCUUAGGCUUUUGAUGAAAAUGCUAAAACGAGUUCUCUCGGAAUUUCCAUCAAGAGGCCUUGAUCAGAAUGCUGUUGAGUUUGAUGAAAAUGUUGAAGAAACAAAGAAGAUACCAAAGGAUGUGAAGGAAGGGCAUUUUGCAGUAAUUGCAGUCAAAGGUGGAAAACCAAAGAGGUUUAUCUUGGAGCUGAGCUACCUGAGGAAUCCAGCGUUUUUGAGGUUACUAGAGCAAGCUAAAGAAGAAUAUGGAUUCCAUCAAAAGGGAGCUCUAACAGUCCCUUGUCAACCUGAAGAGUUACAGAAGAUCCUGGAAGACAGAACAAAGAAAAUUGCUAGUGCUUGGGUGUAACAUAAAGUAAAAUAUUACUAGUACAUUCUAGGCAGCUUCUAGGUCGAUUAUAUCGUUUUCUGACGGGCUGAUUAGUCUGAUCUGAACCCUCUUUUCCUCCUAUUAUUUUCAUGCCAAUCACUAAUCAAAUGUGCCAAAGAAAAAAAAAAGUUUUAAUGAUUUAUCAUA
This is a messenger RNA of Theobroma umbraticum, 638 nucleotides long. RefSeq names its product protein SMALL AUXIN UP-REGULATED RNA 16-like. Gene Ontology annotation, biological process: response to auxin. The record is from RefSeq and is a predicted model, not a curated record. Lineage: Eukaryota; Viridiplantae; Streptophyta; Magnoliopsida; Malvales; Malvaceae.